GAUCACUUCCCACUUCCCUCUGCCAGGACUAACACCAGGAAACAGCUGAUCCAGCUCGGUCCUUCACUCACUCGUCUUCAUCAAAUCAAGAUGAGAACGUUAUUGUUGUUGCUUCUCUUCUGUCACGUUUCAUCACCAGUCAGACACUCCCUGAAGUUCUUCUUCACUGCAUGUGUCGGAGUCCCGAACCUGCCGGAUACGGUGUUGGUUGUGAUGGUGGAUGGAGUCCAGUCGGGGUACUGCGACAGCAACAGAAACCUGAGGCCAACGCAGAACUGGGUGAAAAGCUUAUUACGACAAGACCGUCGGCAGGUGGACUGGUACCGAACCGAGUGUUUCGAGAGACAGCCGAACUUCUUCAGAGACACGAUGCGCAGUUGGAUGCACCUCCUCAACCAGACUGGAGGUGUCCACAUUUUACAGAGGAUAAGUGGCUGUGAGUGGGACGAGGAGACGGGAGAGGUUGUUGGUUUUAAUCAGUAUGGUUAUGAUGGAGAAGACUUCCUAUCACUGGACAUGAGGACAUUAACAUGGACUGCCCUGAAGCCACAGGCUGUCACUGCCAAACUGAGAUGGGAUGCUGACACAGCCAGAAUCAACCACAACGAUAAUUACCUCACUAAGGUUUGUCCUGACUGGCUGAAGAAGUAUGUGGACUAUGGGAGGAGCUUCCUGCUGAGAACAGAGCUUCCCUCAGUGUCUCUCCUCCAGAAGACUCCCUCCUCUCCAGUCAGCUGCCUCGCUACAGGUUUCUACCCUCACAGAGCCUCACUCGUCUGGAGGAAAGAUGGAGAGGAGCUUCAUGAGGAGGUGGACCACGGAGAGAUCCUCCCCAACCACGAUGGAACCUUCCAGAUGAGGGUUAACCUGAACCUUUCAUCAGUCACACCUGAAAACUGGACCAGGUACGACUGUGUGUUUCAGCUGUAUGGUGUGAAGGAGGACAUCAUCACCAGACUGGAGGAAGAUCGGAUCAGAACCAACUGGGGAAAAACUGUGUUAAGUAGAAACAUCGAGAAAGAGGAACCCAGUAAACACACCAUCCUGAUUAUUGUCAUACUGGUUGUUAUUGCUGUCGUCCUGAUCGCUGUUAUUGGAUUUAUUGUUUACAAGAAGAAGAAAGCUCAGCCCAGUACUUCCUCUUCCGGUGAACAAGGCUCUGGAGGAGAAAGGGAAAGGAUGAAAGAGUUUCACAGCUGCCCGACCCAAAGCUCUGGUAUUUGAUGACCUGGGAA
Molecule: messenger RNA, 1235 nt
Organism: Acanthopagrus latus (yellowfin seabream)
Lineage: Eukaryota; Metazoa; Chordata; Actinopteri; Spariformes; Sparidae
Product: major histocompatibility complex class I-related gene protein-like
Exons: 6
Coding region: 91-1224 (377 amino acids)
Biological process (GO): immune response
Cellular component (GO): external side of plasma membrane
Source: RefSeq, a predicted model, not a curated record